AUGUAUUUCACCAAGUCUUUUGCUGUCGCUGCAGCUUGCGGCCUGUCCACUGUUGUGGAGGCCCACAUCCUGAUGGCCACCCCCGUUCGCGCCACCACGCCUGCAGUGACGAACGGUCCCUUGUUGGCUGAUGGCAGCAACUAUCCCUGCCAAUUGACUUCUGGGCAAACUCUUGCGGGUGAAUCAACAAGCAUGGCGCUGGGAUCAGACCAGCCCCUGAACUUCAUCGGGCAGUCUGUUCAUGGAGGCGGUUCCUGCCAAGUGUCCAUCACGUACGACGAGAACCCGACUGCCAGCAGCACCUGGAAAACAAUCACUUCGAUCGAGGGUGGAUGUCCUGCUCAGAACGCCGCGGGCAAUCUGGGUGAUGACACAUCGGCUACUGAGCCCGUUCCUUACGACUACAACUUCACCCUACCUGACAACAUCCCUUCAGGCAAGGCAGUGCUUGCGUGGACAUGGUUCAACAAGGUCGGAAACAGGGAAAUGUACAUGAACUGCGCAUUGGUCGAUUUGACUGGCGGUUCGGGUACCCAGAGCAACUAUGAGGCCCUGCCGGACAUGUUCAAGGCCAACAUUGACAACGGCUGCGCAACUGUCAGCGACACGGACGUUACGUUCCCGGACCCAGGAGAGAAUGUUCAAAAGCUGAACGGCGCAACUGAUGCGUUUGCCGCGCCUACCGGCUCUUGCAAUGCGGGCAGUUCGAGUGGAGGCUCCGGCUCCGGUGCCAGUGCUACUGGUGGCGCCGGAAGCUCUCCUACCACCUCGGCUGCCAGUUCCGCGGCCACUGCUCCUGCUGGCGGCGUUUUUGCCACAGUUGGAAGCGGCGCAGCCACCACCAGCGCCUCAGCCGCCCCGGCUCCCACCGGAUCUAGCUCGAGCGGCUCAAGCUCUGGAUCUUCCAGCUCCGGAUCAUCCAGCUCUGGAUCCUCCAGUAGCAGCGGUUCACAGACUGCCGGUUCUGCCUGCACGACUGAGGGAGACUAUUCAUGUGUGAGCUCGUCCUCUUAUCAGGUCUGUGCUUCAGGCACAUGGUCAGCUGUUAUGUCGGUCGCAGCUGGUACAUCUUGCAGUGGCACUGGGGCCAACUUUGAGAUUGUUGCCGCUACCGGCAAGUUCAAGAUGACCCGGGCUCUCCGUCGUGCCAAGCGUAGUCUUCCAUUCCUUGGUUAG
This is a messenger RNA of Diaporthe amygdali, 1176 nucleotides long. RefSeq names its product chitindomain 3. The transcript has a single exon. The record is from RefSeq and is a predicted model, not a curated record. The coding region runs from base 1 to 1176 and encodes 391 amino acids. NCBI's taxonomy places the organism in Eukaryota, Fungi, Ascomycota, Sordariomycetes, Diaporthales, Diaporthaceae.